Messenger RNA from Amphibalanus amphitrite, 1537 nucleotides. RefSeq lists its product as uncharacterized. NCBI's taxonomy places the organism in Eukaryota, Metazoa, Arthropoda, Thecostraca, Balanomorpha, Balanidae. The record is from RefSeq and is a predicted model, not a curated record. The transcript has 3 exons. Bases 116 to 763 code for a protein of 215 amino acids.
AGCCCUGCACGACCUGACUUUUCCCGUGGAGCCUGUCCGGUGCCGCCGCUGCCGGCCGGCAUGUCAGCAGUGGUCCCACCGGGCGCCUGAGGCAGGUGAACAGACGCCGUUGCCAAUGCUGACACAGCUGAGCCUGAAGGUGAUUCUGUUCAGCAUCAGCUUGGGCACCUGCAGCUCGGCCGAUGAUGCACAGGUUACCGCCGUGCAGCGGUCAGCCGCCGGCCCGGUCGGUUCGACCGUGACCGCUCCUCUGGAGCGGGCACCUCCUCCAGACCCGCUCCCUGGCGACCUGCGCUCGCUGCCGCUGCUACAGCGCCGGCGGCGCCAGGACGUGGUAUUCUGGGCGGCGCGCGGGAAGCGGCCCGUGCCCGUCCACUACUGGGACGUGCCGGUGCGCCGCUGGCUGCCAGCACCGGCCGCCGGUAUGACCUCGGCCACGGCGCGCCGUUUCUUCGGGCUGCCCCGCAAGAGGCAGCGAGAGUGGGAGGCGCGCAUCGACAACGGCAACGGCAGCCGCCGCAUGGCGAGAGAGGGCGUGCCGCAGAGGGAGGCGGCCGGGUCGAAACUCGACAGAGACGGGCCAGAGGGCGACGACCGCAGCAAGAAGGAGUUCUGGGCGUCACGGGGCAAGAAGAGAGGAGGCGGCGGCGGCGAAGGAGGCGGCGGAGACUUUUGGGCAUCACGAGGGAAGAAAGACAACGGUAACGCCGACUUUUGGGCGACGCGGGGAAGACGCAGCGAUCCAGAUGAGACGGGCCGUUAACCCACACAGCUCCUGAGCAGGCCCGACCUGGGGUGGGUCCGCACAGGGUCCGCUACCGCAACCCGAGGAAGGUGGAGCGAAUGAUAUCCGGCGGGCGAGGACGGCAGAAGAGGCGCGUGGGAGCGGGGGGGACGUCAUUACCAAACAGAACAUCAAACGACGCUGCCGAAGAUCAAAUCGAGCAAGACCAUGGCGAAAAACGUCAGAAAAAAGAAAAUACUGGUCCCGACAGAAAGUAUCAACCCGUUUCUCGUUAGGCUUUAGGUACUCUAGCGAAUACUGAGCAUCCCAAGGACAAAACGAACACAAGACAGUUCAGGUGGAACGAGUUGAGCUCCCUGGCGGGCCACUGUGGUUGAGGCUGGCCCAGUGACCCGCCCCACACCCCUGCUCCGCUGAUCUGUCGAGCCCACGUCCCCGGUCCACGUCGGAAGGCCAAAAAGCAGCCGCACAGUGGUCUGUGAACGCGCGCACGACGAAAUAUUUGGACGCAACAGUUGGCAUGCAGUAAUCCUACAUUCCAAUGAGUUGGGGUUUAGGUCGUAUGCAUUGCGGAGACCAUUGCAACCCAAAGCUCCCGAUGCUCCCUUUAAGUCGCAGACGCGCCUACACGAUGAGUGUGAUUAAGACAAUAACGAUACCCCUUCGUCCCGUGGUAGGCUGUUGAGUGAUAGGCUAAAGUUAAUAACAGCUCCCUUGUCCGGUAGGGUGUUAUGUGCAAGGUAUAUGUUUUGAGAUAUCAAUAAAAGCAAUGAAUAUUGCGGGAUAUGAUUA